CGUGCUCUUUAUUCGAGUGAAUAUUUUUUAUUAAAAAUAAAAUGAGGUAAACCAUUUAAAAAUAUUCCAAGCUACUUUGUUAAAAGUUGUUGAGGUCACAAGACUGAUGACUGAUGACACAAUGCGCAUCAAAUUAACAAACACAAGUAAGGAGUCUUAGUGGCUUCCAAUACAAUACUAACGCAAGCCCACGUGAAACUCUCAGUGAGAUAAGUACUGACUGUUGUCAUAAACUACCAUACUCCAAGCUAUAAGAGCUUUCAAUGAGCUCGAGUAAGAGCACCAGCCGAGAGUUUAUAAUUAUUUCAAGUAUAAAAAGCUAAUCGAGGAAAGCUGUGUAACAGACGGAUCUAUGCGGGAUAAAAUGGCGGAAAUUCGUGUGGGGAGAGAUGGCCGGUGGAUCCGUGGGUACCCCCCUUGAAGAUCCAGUAUUGUCGAGCUUUUCGCGGUGUCUAGCGAACGACAUACUUUGUGUGUGGCGACGGGUGGCGGCCACGCCGGCUGCUACCGGUACAGGCGCAAUAUUUGACAUGGGUAUAGCACCUUCGCCUGCUCCACCACCUCUGUCGCUGUCCGCUGCUAAAGAGCUCUGGAUAUUUUGGUAUGGAGAGGAACCCGAUUUGUCCGGUCUUGUUUCACCGGAGCUCAUCGGCAGCCAGAGUGAGCAAGGCUCUUGGGAAAGCGGCCUCUCGUAUGAAUGCCGUUCAUUACUCUUCAAGGCUCUCCAUAAUCUCAUUGAACGUUGUUUACUGUCUCGUGACUUUGUUCGCCUUGGAAAAUGGUUCGUUCAGCCUUAUGACGGUUUCGAGAAGCAUCAUUGCAACAGCAGUCAUUUGUCAUUCUCGUUUGCAUUUUUUGUACAUGGUGACAGUACUGUUUGUGCAAGUGUCGAUGUCAGGCAGCACCCCGCGGUGCGGUACCUCACUAGAGCUUGCCUUCAGCGUACUCAGGCAUCUCAGACCGAUGCUAAAGUGAUUCUUGCGCCGUAUGGUCUAGCCGGAACGCUGACAGGACAGUCGAGUCGCAUUGACUCACAAUUUCUCGAUGAGUGGAAACACUUUUAUCCGAUAAACAACAACAAUAUUGAACCUGGUCUUCCACCUCUUGUAGAGGUGCUUGUCGGUGGCGUCAGGAUGCGAUAUCCAUCGUGCUACGUUCUCGUCACUGACAUGGACGACGUGCCUAUUGAAUUGCCACCCUCACCUCCUUACAGUCCCGCGGCAGCUAAUUAUGACUAUUUGAAUUACAUUCAAGGCGAAAGCAAACCAUCAACCGAAAUGCCCGAGCGCGUUUGGGCUGAAUGUAUUCUUGGAUCAUCGUCGUUAUCCACUUCCAAAACAAAUGAAUCUUCCGUAGAGCUUGGUACCUGGACGUUUAUUGAUCCAACUCAAAAGUCUUCCUGCAUGUGUUCUAAGUGCAUAACCCCCGGGGGUUGGAAGAAUCUGGCUUCCUCUCAAAAUCAGAGGGAGAGAGUUGAUAAAGGUGGACGAAGGGCUGUCGUACCUUUCCAUCGACGCUCUACCAUUCCGUGGGAUGCUUCUUCCCCCUCUGUUCUUGCUAAUGCCCCCAGGUCGAUUUCAACUAGAAACAAUGACGCACCGAAUACACCACCCGAUGGACCACCUUCUUAUUCUCGAGGCCCUCCCACCGGUGGUGACUGUCCUCCAGUACCAUCUGUUGGUUCACCAAGCUCGCCAGCACCGUCACCACUUCCAACACCUCAUUCAGAACCAGCAUCGGUGCCGCCGUCGGUGGACCCGACGAUGCCGACGUUGAGCCCUCAGCCCCCUCCGAGUCACCCUAAUGCGGCUCCGUCAUUGUUGCACGGAUCUAAAGCCUCUGCCUGCUGUAAUAGUAGUAAUAGCAACAACAAUAAUAACAAUAACAGUAAUAAUAAUAAUAAUAAUAAUAACAAUAAUAGCAGCAGUAGCAAUAACAACUCAAGUUCCAACAACAGUAAUACCAGUAGCAACACUGUUAACAGUAGCAAUUCCAUCAGCAAUAAUAAUACCAAUAAUAGUCAAGUUGUAAAUAUGAUAACUGAGAAUACAUUGAAGCGACCGAUUCUUUCCUCGAGAGAGUAUGAAGGUGCGCUUUUGGAGGAUGAACCUCCACUUUCUUGGCUAUAUGACUAUUCUACUCAAGAGGCUUGGCUUAAUCAUCCGGUUAAGAGAUUUAAACCAUCUUCUCCAGUUACUUCUCUUCAUCAACGUGCUAGUAAUUUGUAUGCGAUUACUAAUUCACCGAUAAAUCACCCACAAAUUACUAAAUUUGAAAUCAAACAAGAACCUGGUGUCAUGAUGGGUGACUGUACAGGAAGUGGAGAAAGACGAAACGGGGACAGAGAAGGCGAAGACACCGAACGCCUAAGAGAAGAAGGUGAAAGAAAUAGAAACGACCCCUACGAGUUUGACGUCGCCGGAGACGACGAUAACGGCAGCGGUGAUCACGGCGUGGUUGGAGCUGACGGUCUGAGACGCCCACGAGACGAGCCGCCAAACUCAGGGUCUCUCUUUACCAGCGAAGGACUCCAAGUGUCUUACAAAGACCUCGACCAGAUAUUCGACAACUCGGAUCCGGAUACCUCGAGUGACGAGACAAACCUUAACCAGCUCCAAGUCCAAACUCCACCGGGAUCUAACAAAUCCGGAGGAAUGCACGAAGAAACUCGUCUGGACAUAACCAAGCAAAGCAACCGCGGAGUAGGAGUUCUACGUCCUGAAGAGGUGGUGAAAAUGUUUCCAACUCCACCUUCCCUAGAACACCCAGUGCCCUCUCCCUGUCAGAUGAACGAUGCGGCGAUUGACCAAACAGAACUAUCAGCAUCUCAGCGGUCGCAUCGCCACGCUCCCGACAUCUAUCCAAACAUGGGAUCGCCUCCUGAAGAACCAAUCACAGACUGGUCGUAUGUUUUCAAACCGCCUACGGUUUUCAAGCUCGUCGGUUCAUCGAAAUACGCUCCGUUGACGAACUUACCCAGCCAAUUUCUGCCUCCGAUUACACUGCCUUCGCACUGCGUUUACAGACCUUCUUGGCAGUGCAAUUCAACAAACAACUCAAACAGUAACAACAGCUCCGACAAGAAUUCACCUCACUCAGCAUCCUCGUCAAAGUCUGCAGACAAUACUCAGGAUCAGCAGGAGCAAUCGCAGAAUCAGGAUCAACCACAAACACUUCAACCGCCUCAACCACCGUCACAACCUUCUUUACCACCACCGCAGCAGCAUCAGCAACUGGCAAUAGCUCACCAAGCGUGUCCUUCGAGUCCAAACCCCAACAACGUCACCAACCAUUAUCGUACAGCAGCUGGAAGACCUCCACCGCCGCCUUACGACCAGCCAAGUCCUGCAACUUCAACUUCGUCGUACCUAAAUAAAAAUAUAAAUAGCAUCGAUGCUGACACACCGGGUCCAAUUCGCGCACCAGAGUCUAAUUCUCUUGUAGUAAACAUCCUUCUUGGUGACACUGUACUGAAUAUAUUUCGCGAUCACAAUUUUGACAGCUGCAGUCUUUGCGUUUGUAAUUACGGGCAAAAAGUUGUUGGGAAUAUCAAAGGCGCUGACGCGGUUUAUCUCGCUGGUGCUUGGGCAAACAGUAGUGCGCUAUUUCAAGAUGAGGAACAGUUAAGGUGCAAUUGUGGUUUUAGUGCAGUGGUGUAUCGUCGGCUGGCGACCCAAGCAGGAUUAUUCUACGAAGACGAGCUUGAAAUUGCGGGAAUCGCCGAAGAUCCUUCAGAGAAGAAAAAAAACUCAUUGCUUGCUGUUGUUUCUGGUGGUGAAAGCAAACCCGGCUCGGAAGAAAUUGAUGUUAUCACUCCAAGUGUUUUAGAACUUGUUCGCGAACAAUGUGCAAUCAUUCAAAGUUCGGCUAGUAGUUUGUACCGCGCUGCCAAGAUUUACGCAGCCAAUAAAAGUUAUAAUUAUAAUAACAGUAGUGGUAAUAGCAGUAGUAAUAAUAAUAAUAGUAAUAAUAAUAACAACAACAAUAACAGUAACAAUAACAAUAAUAGUAGUAAUAACAACAAUAAUAAUAGUAAUAAUAAUAACAGCACUAGUAAUAGUAAUAAUAGUAGUAAUAAUAACAGUAACAAUAAUCAUCAAAAUCUCGUUCCGAGUCUUAACACACUGGAAUUUAAUGACGGCAAUGAAGUGUCUUUGAUUGCACUAGAGCAAGGUAAAUUGAUAGAAAAUAACGCUGUAGAAAGAACAGCAAAAUCUGUCGGCGUUCACCGGUGGGCCUUUAUAAAAGCCCGAGGUCCUCAGUGCAACGGAGAUAUUCUUCGGAUGAUGCGGACACUCCAGCCACUGCUUCAAGAUGCUGUUCAGAAAAAAUGCACGACUAGAAUGUGGGAAGCGCCGUAUACUGUUACUGGGCCGUUGACUUGGCGUCAGUUUCAUCGACUUGCGGGUCGAGGAACUGAAGAUCGAUGCGAGCCACAGCCGAUACCAGCUUUAGUUGUUGGUUACGACAGAGACUGGUUAUCUUUGUCUCCAUAUGCACUCAGUUACUGGGAAAAGCUCUUGCUGGAACCUUACGCGGGGCCACGUGACGUCGCGUAUGUUGUUUUGGCUCCGGAUAGUGAACCUGUGAUCAAUAAGGUGAAGUACUUUUUUCGCGAGCUGUCGACGACGUAUGAGAUCUGCCAGCUAGGAAAGCACACGCCGAUAACGAAGGCUUGCCGCGAUGGAAUAAUCCGUGUUAGCAAGUCUUCCAGUCAGAAGUGGUCCAAGCAGCCGUUGAUCGACGACUGGUUCAAAUUAUUGGGCGACAAUCAGUUGGGUGAACAGCUGAGGCUUUACGCGCAGGUCUGCAGUAAUCGACUGGCGCCGUAUUUGACUCAAGUUAUUCAAGACCGGAGUUUGUUGGACCCGGAUUCUAACAACAAACAGCAGUCCCAGCACUCCCACCACCACCAGCAGUCUCAGUCACAGUCACCGUCUGUUCCGCCGAGUGAGUCGAUGCCAACGACUCCGGAUGGAACCGCUAUUACCGUUAAAGCGGAACCUGUUGGAGACAGUGAAGCCGCGCCAAGUGAAACUCCGUCAUCUAAUACCACCCCGAAUGCUAAUUCUACUAUGGGAAACGUCACGCCGGCUAUCCCACCUAGCUCUCCUUCGAAUUCAAUCGCUGGAAAUGCGACGUCGGCGAUGAACCCUGCGAUAAAUAUCAAGACGGAGCCUGGUACUUCGAGUAAUAUGUCAGCUGGGGCGAUGAACGCGGCCAACUCAUCGGCACCUUCGUCCUCGACGGGGUCUACUACUUCUACCACGUCGACGACGGCUACCAUUGGACCCGACGAAGAGGAAGUUGAACCUCCUUCUAUUGUUGUUUAUAUUGUUGAACCGUUUUCCGUGGGUGGACCUGAGAACUCUGAUCGACGGCGUUUGGCUAUUCUUGCACUUCUCAGGGCGUAUUCUGCUGCGAUCAAUGCUAUGCCUGAAAAUUUGAGAUCUAAUAUUAAUGUUCAAUUGAUAUCUCUGGAAAGCAUAAUAGAACUAGGACGAGCACGUGAACGACGGAAAAUCCAAGACGAAAUGCGUUCAUUGGCAUUGAACGUAUUCUUGCAAGGUCGACGACUGCUGAAUCACAAUUCAACAGUAAAAAGUCUCACUGGUUUUGGUACUGCAGCAGCAGCCGACAUAUUCCUUAAAAAUAAAAAUGAACUUAACAAAGCUCCUUACCGCUUGUACACGCCGGCGUACGUACUUGCGCCGUUACGAUCUAAAAGUGAGGCGCCUGAGUCUUUCGGCAUCGCUGGCCCAGAAGAGUGUGCUGUUAUGUACCUCAGUUAUUGUCUGAGUGAGGAUCAAUCGCGGUUACUCGCAGUCGCGACGGAUGACCGCGGGGAAAUUUUUGAGACUGCUGCUAUCAAUAUUGAUGUGCCAAAUCGUAAAAGAAGAAAACGUGUAUCUGCUCGACGGAUUGGACUUCAGAAACUUAUGGACUUUAUAGUCGGUGUCAUGUCGCAAGGCGUGCAACCAUGGAGGCUAGUUGUAGGUAGAGUUGGCCGAAUAGGUCACGGUGAAUUAAAAAGUUGGGGUUGGCUCCUAUCUCGAAAAGCACUAUUGAAAGCUUCAAAACAAUUAAAAGAACUUUGCAAGCAGUGCGCUCUUUUAUACCCGUCUGCUGCACCCUGUGUAUUAAGUGCUUGUCUCGUGUCACUUGAACCCGAUUCGACACUUCGAUUAAUGGCUGAUCAGUUUACACCGGAUUCAAGAUUUAGUCAAGCAUCUGUUAAUUGUCAACUAUCCACACCUCAAGAUGUUACUUGUACUCACAUACUUGUUUUCCCUACUUCAGCUACCACACAAUCAUCACAGACUGCAUUCCAAGAGCAGCAUAUAAAUGGACCAGAACUUGGUGAUGAUGAGCUAUUUUCGGCCCUUAACGACGACAUGAAUGAAGGGAUGGAGGGUAUGGGAGAUCUUGGGGAUAUUUUCAAUGCCUGGCCUGAGCAAAGUGCGGGUGGUGGACAGAGCCCUUGCAAUAGCCCGCAUCGGCCAGAAUCACCUUUGGGCGGCGAUGGAGGUGCCUUUGGUAUGGGAAAUCAUGACGGGCCUGGUAGUCCAUUCCCUUGCAGUAGUACACCAAAGACCGCAAAUGCUGAUCAAGCAGAAGACGUAACAAAUCUUCAUUUACAACCACUGGCUCUUGGGUACCUAGUAUCAACAGCUCCAAUCGGACGUAUGCCAUCGUGGUUCUGGUCAACGUGUCCUCAUCUGGAAGGUGUAUGUCCAGCAUUUUUGAAAAACGCCCUUCACCUCCACAGUCCGGCCAUACAGCAAAAUAGCGACGAUAUACUUCAGCAGCACAGUGCUCUGACGGCUCAUCCUCUUGAUUCGCAAUAUACUACCGAUGUGUUAAGAUAUGUCCUGGAAGGAUACAACGCUCUGUCUUGGCUUGCCGUAGAUGCGAAUACCAAGGAUCGACUUUCUUGCUUGCCGGUACAUGUCCAAGCGCUCAUGCAGCUUUAUCACACAGCAGCUGCCCUCGUCUGACCCAGACCCACUCCCCUUGUGGUGCUUUUUGCACACCUCUCUUAUGCACUUAUUACCGUGAUAAUAACACUCGGGGCUUCAUGGGCACAAUUAUAUUCUUAUGCCCAUAAAUUACCUUAUAAAUGUAAACUAGUACUUUGAUGUCGACCAUGAUCGCAUUAUUACUCAGAAUUCGACUGAUUCUUGACAGAAUCUAACUAAUGAUGACUACAAUCAAUUUCUAUACAUACCAAAAGAAGAAAAAAGACACUGAUAUUUCAAUUGUCGGAGUACUCUUUAUAUCGAUAUUAUUAAUAUUAUUAUUGUUAUUAUUAUUUUUUUUUUCUAAAUCAUCUUUGUAUACUAUUGUAUUUCUGUUGCAGUUAGAGGCGGGAGGUGUAAUAGAUAUUGAGUAUAUUAUUAUAAUAAAUAAUAUUAUUAUUAUUAUUAUUAAAUAAAUAAACAAGAGAGGAGAGGGGAGGGGGAGAAAAAGAAGGAGGAAAGAGUACGCAUAAUAAUUUGCUAAAAUUGUUGUCUCAUCGUUAAUUUAGAUAGUUAAAUUUGAAAGAAAAAAUAAUGAUUAAAAAUGAAAAAAAUAAAAAAAAAAAAUAUUUAGUAAAAAAAUAAUAGGGAUACAUAAUUCAAGUGUUUUUAAUUGUAAAUUAAAUUUUUGUACAAAGCUUUUAAUUAUUAUUAGUGACAAAGUAAUAUAACAUAUUACGUUAUUUUUUAAUUUUGUAUAGAUAAAUAAUUUUUAAAAUUAAUAUUGAAACGAAUGGACGAGGCACUCUAUGUGUUUAUAAGGUCUUGACAUUCUUUUAUUUAAACUUUUACAGUCUCUCCCGUAAUGGUUUUUUUUUCUUUUCUUUUUUUUAAUGUAAUUUAAUUUUUUGAUUAUGUACAAACCCCAUGGUAGAUCAAAAUUAAAAAAAUAAUAAACAAAAUAUUAUUAUAUAUUAAUAAAAUUAUAAUAAUGGUAUUCAGACAUUUAUAAUAACUUUUAGAAAUGAAUAGUGAAAAAAAAAGGCUAUUGAAUCAACGCCAGUGGUCUUUUGUUAUUAAAUUAUUAAAAAUUUUCCAAAGAAGAAAAUUAUUUGAAAGGGGCCUAGUCAUGUUGGCUAACACUUUUCGAUGAACAAAAAAGUAAAUUAAUAAAUGUUUUAUUCGUAAUAGAUGACCUUUAUCAUAAUAACAAUAUAAUGAUAAUAAUAAUAAUAAUAAUUAUAACUAUGUAAAAUAUUAAUUAUUUUUAAAUAAUUUAUUAACUAAAUCUUUAAUUAUUGAUAUUAGACAAUUAUAAGUAUCUAAAAAAAUGUGGUGAUUAUUAAAAUGACGAUAUUGAAAAGAAAAAAAAAAGGAUAAGAAAAAAAAAGAGAGACAAACUUUUUCCUCCGCACUUUUGAUUCCACGAAAAAAAUCUAGAGUAUUAAGAACUUAUUUUAUGAGAUGUAAGGAACUGGAGCAUGUUUGAUAAUGCAAGGGCUAAGAUGGUUAAACUGCGUCAGUUACAUAGUACAAAUAUUACUUGUACAUAGAAAAAAAUCCUAAUCCCCAAA
Messenger RNA from Cotesia glomerata, 8533 nucleotides. RefSeq names its product mediator of RNA polymerase II transcription subunit 13 (gene skd). Gene Ontology annotation, molecular function: transcription coregulator activity. The coding region runs from base 390 to 6998 and encodes 2202 amino acids. The record is from RefSeq and is a predicted model, not a curated record. Gene Ontology annotation, cellular component: mediator complex. Lineage: Eukaryota; Metazoa; Arthropoda; Insecta; Hymenoptera; Braconidae. Gene Ontology annotation, biological process: regulation of transcription by RNA polymerase II. The transcript has 14 exons.